Messenger RNA from Aplysia californica (California sea hare), 2382 nucleotides. Its product is annotated as UDP-N-acetylglucosamine--dolichyl-phosphate N-acetylglucosaminephosphotransferase. The transcript has 9 exons. Gene Ontology annotation, cellular component: membrane. Gene Ontology annotation, biological process: protein N-linked glycosylation; dolichol-linked oligosaccharide biosynthetic process. Lineage: Eukaryota; Metazoa; Mollusca; Gastropoda; Aplysiida; Aplysiidae. Bases 184 to 1410 code for a protein of 408 amino acids. Gene Ontology annotation, molecular function: UDP-N-acetylglucosamine-dolichyl-phosphate N-acetylglucosaminephosphotransferase activity. The record is from RefSeq and is a predicted model, not a curated record.
UUGUAUAGGAAACGUGUUGACUGGGAAGUGCUACAGAUGUCUACUUUCAGUUUGUCUGCUAUAAAAGGGGACACCUUGCACACUGACAUCUGCUGUAGCCUGUUCAGCGUUCCAGAAUUUAAUUGAUUUAUGAUCAUACAUUUUGAUCCUGAUUCUAAGCUGUGAUUCUUUCAAACACUCAAGAUGCCGACUGGUGAUAGUGCUUUGACUAUCGCCAUCAAUGCUGGGAUGUCGGUUGUGGCGUUUUACGUUUGCGUUCGAGUCAUUCCUCAGUUCAAAGAGAUGUUCAUCAAAGCAAAUUUAUUUGGCAUUGACUUGAACAAGCCAGGGAGCAAGGAGAAAGUUCCCGAGGCGCUUGGAGUAGUGUGUGGAGCAGUUUUUCUCUGCACUAUGUUCCUGUUCAUGCCUGUUCCUUUUUAUAAACAACUUGCUGAAAACACACCCGGUAAAUUCCCACACCAUGAGUACAUCCACUACCUGGCGGCCCUUCUCUCCAUCUGCUGCAUGAUAUUCCUGGGAUUUGCUGACGACGUUCUCGACCUGAAAUGGCGUGACAAACUGUUCCUGCCCACCUUUGCUUCGCUGCCGCUGCUUACGGUGUAUUUUGUCAACAUCAACGCCACCAACGUCGUCAUGCCGGUCCAACUACGCUGGCUGCUCGGAUGGAGUAUCACGCUUGGGCCUCUGUACUACCUGUACAUGGGUAUGCUGGCUGUGUUCUGCACCAACGCCAUCAACAUCCACUCGGGGGUCAACGGCCUGGAAGUGGGUCAGUCGUGUGUCAUCGCCGUCUCCGUGCUGGUCUUCAACUUCCUGGAGAUGCAGGGUGAGCACCGUCUGGGCCACGUGUUCUCCAUCUACUUCAUGAUGCCGUUCCUGGCGGUCAGUCUAGCUCUGCUGGUUCAUAACUGGUACCCGUCGCGUGUGUUUGUGGGCGACACCUACUGCUACUUUGCCGGGAUGACCUUCGCCGUGGUGGGCAUCCUGUCUCACUUCAGCAAGACCAUGCUCCUCUUCUUCAUCCCGCAGGUGUUCAACUUCCUGUACUCCCUGCCGCAACUCUUCCAUUUCAUCCCUUGCCCCCGCCACAGAUUACCCAGAGUGGACCCAGCCUCUGGCAAGCUGACCAUGAGCCUGAGCGUGUUCAAAACGGGGUCGUUGCCGCCGCUGGGCCGCCUCUUCCUCCGCCUCUUCUCGAUGCUGGGCCUCGUCUCUGUACAGACGGGCGUCGGGCAGGAUGGAGCUUUCACGCAGGUGAACAACAUGACCCUGAACAACCUGCUGCUCAAAAUGCUGGGCCCGCUACACGAGAGGACUCUGGUCAUCCUACAGCUGCUGAUACAGAACCAGCUAGUACAGCCCACAAUAUUAUACCGCGGACUUAGGUCACCUCGGGGAAAAGCGAAGUAGAUGGGCAUUUUCCGUGGUUCAGUACAAGCAAGGAUCGAAGUAGAUCGACAUUUUCCGUGGUUCAGUACAAGCAAGGAUCGAAGUAGAUCGACAUUUUCCGUGGUUCAGUACAAGCAAGGAUCAAAGUAGAUCGACAUUUUCCGUGGUUCAGUACAAGCAAGGAUCAAAGUAGAUCGACAUUUUCCGUGGUUCAGUACAAGCAAGGAUCGAAGUAGAUGGACAUUUUCCGUGGUUCUGUGCGAACAAGGAUCGAAGUAGAUGGACAUUUUCCGUGGUUCUGUGCGAACAAGGAUCGAAGUAGAUCUAGAUCGACAACAUCCGUGGUUCAGAGUGAACAAAGAUCGAAGCAGAUUGGCAUUUUCCGUAGUUCAGUGCGAACAAGGAUCGAAGUAUAUCUAUAAUACCCGUGGUUCAGUGCGAACAAGGAUCGAAGUAGAUUGGCUUUUUGUAGAAAGAAAAAUUGGAGAUGCAUGAACCAAAAUAGACGAAUAAAUAAUUAGAAAAAAUAAGCUUCAAAAAAAUAAUAACCUUGAGUUUUAGAUGUUGAAUGAGAAUUCUUCGUAAAAGUAAGUCACGGUGUUGAUGGACGUUAUGGAGACUGAGGAAGUGACGUCAGUAUACACUGGAGUGGUCGUUGCCUCAAUCAUCAUGGCGGCCAUUGUGUUCAUAUUAUCCGUGGCUGCAGACGACGAAGACGUCAUAACAACGGCUGCGAGGUUAUUGGGCUCCGCCUUCGAAAUCGUGUUGACGUCAUUUUUCAAAAUGUUUCUAUUUAUAGUCUUUCGGUUGUCCACAUUUUACUGGUUACCUACUAUUAUAACUGUUGUGACCUGGAUUCUGUUCCCAGAACUUAUUGAUGAUUUUAUAUUUCUGGUUUACCUCGGCUACAAACGGUACAAGUUGUUAUUUUUCUAAAUGAAAAAAAAAAAAAUGUUGAAAAGUAAAGAAAAGUAAAAUAAAAAAACAGCAACA